AUGGUCACCGGCGGAACAUCGGGCAUUGGCUUCGCCAUUGCAGAGCGAUUCCUGCAAGAAGGUGCAUCGUCGAUCAUUCUGGUCGGCAGAUCCCAGCAGCGUCUUCAGACUGCAGCCGACCGUCUUCAUGCUUCGGCGGGUGCAAGAUCAAUACAGAGCGACAGUCAAGGUGCUUUGGAGACGGUCCGCCUUCUCGUCGGUGAUGUCGGCAAUGCAGGCUCAUGGAUACGUGAGAUAGAAAAAGAAAUGGCCAUGGUAGAUGUGCUUGUCAAUGCAGCCGGCAUCUCCAUCUCAAACAUACUCCCCAGAUCUGAGUUGGAAGAUAUCUCCCAGAUUCUGCGCACAAACCUGGAAGGCGCCAUUAUCACCUCUCGCGCUCUUAUACGCGCUGCGAUUCGCUGUCGGGUGCGUUCUCGCAAUAAAGAAUCAGUGGGCACGAAGCUUCCUUCAAAAUGCAUCAUCAAUGUCUCCUCGCUGCUGGCGCUCAGGGCCGGCACCGGCGCGGUCCCAUACGCUGCGUCUAAAGCCGGUAUUUUAGGAUUGACCCGGUCUGUGGCUGUUGAGUCGGCUUCUUCAUUAAAGGACCUGGCGAUAAGGUCCAAUGCCAUCGUGCCGGGUUAUAUCGAGACACCCAUGAUUGCAGGUAAGCAUCUCAGCUACUCCUGGAUGACACCCGCUGGGACUGACAAAAAUAUCUCUACAGACUUCACGCCCCGCGAGAUGAAUCGUUUGAAAGACAUGAUACCCCUUCAUCGGUUUGGAGAUCCACGAGAAGUAGCUGAUGCAGCUGUGUUCCUGGCGCAAAACGAGUAUGCCAAUAACUGUGUUCUCAAUAUUGACGGCGGGCUUAGCGCUGUUUAG
Molecule: messenger RNA, 861 nt
Organism: Penicillium argentinense
Lineage: Eukaryota; Fungi; Ascomycota; Eurotiomycetes; Eurotiales; Aspergillaceae
Product: SDR family NAD(P)-dependent oxidoreductase
Exons: 2
Coding region: 1-861 (286 amino acids)
Molecular function (GO): oxidoreductase activity, acting on the CH-OH group of donors, NAD or NADP as acceptor
Source: RefSeq, a predicted model, not a curated record